ACGACAGGUGAUAUAGCCAGCGGCCAUUCAGACGACGCUAAAACGUGCGCGCACUCUUGACCCGAGUCGCUGUCCGGACACACUUGCCUUCAUCUGCUCCGGAAAAGGCAACGGCUGGGCACUUGUCUCCACAGUCCUUGGCAUCACGUACAAGAUGAGAUUCUUGCUGCUGCUGUGCGCGCUGGGGACAGCCAGUGCCUUGACGUUUUCUGACGACUACUACGCAUGGGCGAGUGACCUGACACCAGGAUGGAUCAUACAAGAGGUUAUAAAGAAUGGCCAGUUAUGUCACUGCAAGGUAGCUGGAAACAUGACUACAACCACCACCUCGACGCCUACAACGACUACAACUUCUACUACUACUACUAGCACCAGCACGUCUACCUCAACCUCUACAACAACCACUUCUACGUCCACUUCUACAAGUACGUCUACUUCUACGUCCACAAGUACUACGACUACUACGAGUACGUCGACAAGUACUUCAACUACAACAAGCACAUCAACGAGCACUACAACUUCCUCUACAAGCACUUCAACCUCUACGUCUACAACUACUACGUCUACAACUACUACAAGUACAUCUACAACCACUUCAACUUCUACGUCUACAACCAGUACAACUACUACAAGCACAUCUACAAGCACUACAACUACAAGCACUUCAACUUCAACGUCUACAACCACUACUACAACUACAAGUACAUCCACAAGCACUACAACUACAAGCACUUCAACGUCAACGUCUACAACAACUACAAGUACAUCCACAAGCACUACAACUUCUACGAGUACAUCUACAAGCACUACAACUACAAGCACUUCAACUUCAACGUCUACAACCACUACUACAACUACAAGUACAUCCACAAGCACUACAACUACAAGCACUUCAACGUCAACGUCUACAACAACUACAAGUACAUCCACAAGCACUACAACUUCUACGAGUACAUCUACAAGCACUACAACUACAAGUACGUCAACAUCAACGUCCACAAGCACUUCAACUACUACUACUACAUCGACAAGCACUUCGACUUCAACGUCUACAACAACUACAAGUACAUCCACAAGUACUACAACUACUACGAGCACAUCUACAAGCACCACAACUACAAGCACUUCAACGUCAACGUCUACAAGCACUUCAACUUCAACGUCUACAACCACUACAACCUCAACCACCACGACUACACCGGCAGGUCCUAUUGACUGCGACGCGGAUAUCACUGUCAGUCAUCUGUCAGUAGACUACUGGUCGACGCCUAAUUAUCCUAACAACUACCCAGAGGACAUUACGUGCACGCUGACUAUCACUAUACAAAGUAUAAUGCCCGCUCUGAUGAUGGUUAACUUGAUUGUGGAUGGACCUGGGGUAAUUCAUACCUCCACAGGCUGUUCUUCUGAUUAUAUAGACGUUGGCGGCGGAUUGAUAAAGGACUGCGGAACCCUCACAGGCAAAGCCUACACUGCUCCGUUUGGCGCCACAACAUUUACCAUCGUCUUCCAUUCAAGCUCGGCCGAUGGGGGAACCGCUAUGGGCUUCAACCUCAAAGUUGAAGGUUAUGAUGGCUUGAUGGGUUAACUUCCGCAUUCUAAUGUUCCCGCGGUCCCUAGAAUCUUCAGGAACCAGCAAUCCAUUUGAUUUUAAUGGAUUAGAAAUAGAUUUAUUAAAGGAGUGUUCCCGAAUUAGUUGAAAAGCUUCCUGGUACGUUCAAGAAAAUCGCUUUGGUUGUAAUCAAAUGUAGUCUUUCAUGGAUAUUCAUUCACAACUACGAUUUGAGUUUCGACAUACAAUACAUAUAUCGAUAAUGUAUGUAUGCGAGUUUGUCCUUUAUCCUUCUAUAUGGGAACCUACGAAAUACACUAUUGGCAAUACAAUAUGAUUUCUUUCGUGAAACUGAACACUUGGAGAAAGGUGUGAAAUAAAGGAAAACAAAAUAAA
Penaeus indicus is the source of this 1948-nucleotide messenger RNA. RefSeq lists its product as uncharacterized. The transcript has 9 exons. The record is from RefSeq and is a predicted model, not a curated record. The coding region runs from base 155 to 1588 and encodes 477 amino acids. NCBI's taxonomy places the organism in Eukaryota, Metazoa, Arthropoda, Malacostraca, Decapoda, Penaeidae.